UUGUUACGUUGGUUGGCACUGCGACAAGAUGCCAAGAGUGCGAUACGUCAACUGCACACAAUUCCGGUAAAUUAGCAUUUUUAUCUCUGAAAAAAUGAUUUGGUCCGAGUAUUUGGGCGUUUUCCUUUACUGUUUGAGUCAAGUGAGUGCGGAAUGGAACACAAAAGACUUCAUGAAGCGAGAGCACAGCCUAAUCAAGCCGUAUUACGGCUCUGGCAUCGAGAUUCCGUUCUGGCACUUCACCGGGAGCACGAUAGUGACCCCGAACUACAUACGCCUCACCUCGGACCUCCAGAGCAAGGUCGGGGCGAUCUGGAACUCCGUGCCGGUUAACGUGCGCAACUGGGAGCUGCAAGUCCACUUCAAAGUGCACGGGAAGGGCAAGGACCUCUUCGGGGACGGGUUCGCGAUCUGGUAUGCCAAAGACAGGAUGAAGGAGGGCCCGGUGUUUGGCAAUAACGACUUUUUCCACGGACUUGCCAUCAUUUUAGACACUUAUAGCAACCACAAUGGACCACACAACCACCAACACCCGUAUAUUUCGGCCAUGGUCAACAAUGGCACCCUCCACUAUGACCAUGACAGGGACGGGACACAUACCCAGCUCGCAGGCUGCGAAGCCAAGUUCAGAAACUUGGACUACGACACGCACAUAGCGAUCAGAUACGAGAAAGAUGUACUCACAGUUUCCACCGAUAUUGAAAAUAAGGCGGCCUGGAAGGAAUGCUUCCAAGUCAAGGGGGUGCGCCUCCCGACUGGUUAUUACUUAGGUGUUUCUGCCACAACCGGGGACUUGUCCGAUAAUCACGAUAUUAUGUCUGUUAGAUUAUUUGAGCUGGAUAUGCCUGAUGAUCCUCAGGCCGAUGAGGACAGGUCGAAUAUUGUUCCCUCGGCUACGUUUUUCGAGCCGCCGCGCGACCACGUGGAGGACCCCAAGCCCUCGUCGCUCUCCGGUUUCAAAGUCUUUAUUUUGAUGUUGGUGGGGAGCAUAGCCGUGGUGGCGUGCGUCGUUUUGGGGAUUAUGUUCUAUCAGAAGCAUCACGAGAACAAGAGGAAGAGGUUUUAUUAAUCUCGUUUGAAGGGUUAUUGUAUUACUGUAAUUAUUUGACUGAUUUUUUUCACGGUAGGUAAUUGGGUGCCGAAAUAAUAGUCGAUAUUUAUUAAAUUGUGUUGGUGUAAAUAUGUCAUUUUUCGAAAUGAGAGUGUACAAAACCAUUCAGAUGUUUAUAUUUUUUGUUUAUAUUCUUACAACAGUUUACAACAUUAAUUUAAGAAAACGUACGUAUUCAAACACAUAAUGAACUUAACUGUAACGAAAAAAAUGACUACAAUGACUGACUAAAACGAGAAAUGUGCCAGGAAUCUGGCACAUGCUUUCCAACUAUUUCAGGUUUUUACAUUUGGUUCCGAUUUGUUCAAAAUUUUAUACCUAUAAAACUAUAUAUAAAAGAAAAUGUGAUUUAUAAACAAAAAUUUAAAUAAAUCUUUUUUAAGUA
Molecule: messenger RNA, 1496 nt
Organism: Tribolium castaneum (red flour beetle)
Lineage: Eukaryota; Metazoa; Arthropoda; Insecta; Coleoptera; Tenebrionidae
Exons: 6
Coding region: 95-1069 (324 amino acids)
Biological process (GO): endoplasmic reticulum to Golgi vesicle-mediated transport
Cellular component (GO): COPII-coated ER to Golgi transport vesicle; Golgi membrane; endoplasmic reticulum membrane
Molecular function (GO): D-mannose binding
Source: RefSeq, a predicted model, not a curated record